GGAGCUGCCCGUUUAUAUUAGUGUGUCUCAUCGUCAGGCGACUUGGUGGAGGGACACGAGGAAGAGGAAGAGGAGGCGAGAGGGAGGGAGAGAGAUAGAGAGAGAGAGCGGUCGUCUGGGUGAAACGCUGUGUGUCAUGUCAGUACGUGUGGACCUUGACUGAGCACAGGGAAAGAGAGACAGCAAGGAAGAGAGAGAGUGAGAGAGAGGGACAGAGGAAGGAAGAUUUAAGUCUCCCUGAAGGAGUCGUCAGAAAGCAGGAGCAGAAGGAGGUGAAGUGGGAGUCUUGGGUGAGAGAUUGUUUGAAGGGCAGAAGGACCGAGGGGCUGAACUCUGCCAGUUUUGUAUCAACAGGAGCCACUUUUGGAGGGAGAGCAACAGAGCGAGCAAGGGAGCGAUAGAUAGAUAGAUAGAGAGAGGGAGAGACCUAGCAAUAAAGAGGGAGAGAGACAACACAGACCCCAGAAGAGUGAGAGCUGCUGUCUCCAGCCCAAUUGAGGAUCAGGGACUGGACCUACUGAGUGUGUGUGUGUGUGUGUGUGUGUGUGUGUGUGUGUGUGUGUGACCGGUGGAGGGCAGAGGAGUGGAGGGCCAGGGGACUAACCUGGCCAUCAAACGGACUGGCAGCCUCUCCUCUCCUGGGAUCAUGUACCCUCAGGGCAGGCAUCCGGUCCCCUUGCAGCCUGGCCAGUCUUUCAAGUUCACAGUCCUGGAAACCCUGGACCGCAUUAAGGAGGAGUUCCAGUUCCUCCAAGCACAGUACCACAGCCUGAAGCUCGAGUGUGAGAAGCUGGCCAGUGAGAAGACGGAGAUGCAGAGACACUACAUCAUGUACUACGAGAUGUCCUACGGGCUCAACAUCGAGAUGCACAAACAGGCCGAAAUUGUCAAGCGUCUCAGUGCUAUCUGCGCCCAGAUCAUCCCUUUCCUCUCUCAGGAGCAGCAGCAGCUCCAGCACCUGUCUCACACGCCCGGGCAUCCCCUGACACCCCACCCGUCAGGCCUGUCCCUGGGCGCGGGGGGCUCAGGGCUCCUGGCCCUCACCGGGGCCCUCGGGGUCUCGGCCCACUUGGCCUCCAAGGACGAACCGCAACCAUCUAGAUCCGAGCAUCUGCGAGAGGGAGCACCCAGCAGGAGCAAGUCGGUGUCAUCAACAGACAGCCAGCCCCCCGAGGAGCGCCAGGGCCCGUCGGGAGGAUACUCCUCCUCGCAGGGCCUCACCGACGCCAAAAGGAGGCGCUGUGACGACAAGGAGUCCCUCCCACCCCACUCUUAUGACAGUGAUGGAGACAAGAGUGAAGACAACCUGGUGGUGGACGUCUCCAAUGAGGAACCCAAUUCCCCCGUCGGAAGCCCCCCACACUCCCCACGUGGAAACGGGCUUGACCGGGCCCCCACCCUGAGGAAAGAGCUCCCGGGCUCCCCGGGCCCUGGAGAGGCCCCCUCCUCCCCUAACCCCUGCAGCCCCACCCCAGGGAAGGCCAAGGACCCUGCACAGAUGGAUAAGUCCCAGUCGCCGCUGUCGAAAUCUGGUACCCCGUCCCCGUCCCGCCGUGACGCCCUUACCCCAGGAGCCCCGGGGGCCCCGGGCCCUAGCACCUCCUGCCUUCGCCUGGUUAGCAAAGCCGCAUCCAGCGCAGAUCCCCUGGCCAGUGCUCUCCGUAGUCCCAUGUCCAUGCCCCCCGGUUCCUACCCGGCUCAUUUUGGGGUGGUGUCCCAUGCAGGCCUGAACGGGGAGCUGGCCAGUCCCGGAGGUUUUGGGGGGGCUCUCACCCUCUCCCCCCAGAUCAGCGCGGCCGCCAGCGCCUACACCCGCAGCCCCAUGGUGGCGUAUGAAUCCCGGUCUCACCUCAGGGCCCCGGGGCUGUCCUCCUCUCUGCCAGGCUCCUCCGGUGGAAAGCCUGCCUACUCGUUCCACGUGAGUGCGGACGGCCAGAUGCAGCCGGUGCCCUUCCCCCCGGACGCCCUGCUGGGCCCGGGCAUCCCACGUCACGCCCGGCAGAUCCACACACUGAACCACGGGGAGGUGGUGUGCGCCGUCACCAUCAGCACGUCCACACGCCACGUCUACACCGGAGGCAAGGGCUGCGUCAAGGUGUGGGACAUCAGCCAACCUGGCAGCAAGAGCCCCAUGGCCCAGCUGGACUGUCUGAACAGGGACAACUACAUCCGCUCCUGUAAAAUCCUCCCGGAUGGAAGGACAUUGAUCGUGGGCGGGGAGGCUAGCACGCUGUCAAUCUGGGAUUUGGCCACGCCCACUCCCCGCAUCAAGGCGGAGCUUACGUCAUCUGCCCCUGCCUGCUACGCUCUGGCCAUCUCCCCCGACAACAAGGUCUGCUUCUCCUGCUGCAGCGAUGGGAACAUCGUGGUCUGGGACCUCCACAACCAGACCCUGGUCAGGCAGUUCCAGGGCCACACAGACGGGGCCAGCUGCAUCGACAUCUCCAACGACGGCACCAAGCUGUGGACGGGGGGGCUAGACAACACAGUCCGCUGCUGGGACCUCCGAGAGGGACGACAGCUCCAGCAACACGACUUCACCUCGCAGAUCUUCUCUCUGGGUUACUGUCCGACUGGGGAGUGGCUGGCUGUGGGCAUGGAGAGCAGUAAUGUGGAAGUGCUGCACGUCUCCAAACCUGACAAGUACCAGCUGCACCUGCAUGAGAGCUGCGUGCUCUCCCUCAAGUUCGCCUACUGCGGCAAGUGGUUUGUGAGUACAGGGAAGGACAAUCUGUUGAAUGCAUGGAGGACGCCGUAUGGAGCCAGUAUUUUCCAGUCCAAGGAGUCCUCGUCUGUUCUGAGCUGUGAUGUGUCCCCAGACGACAAGUACAUCGUGACGGGCUCAGGGGACAAGAAGGCCACAGUCUACGAAGUGGUGUACUGAGAGACGGAGGGUUGGUAGUUUGGGGAGGGAUCGUGUCCCCAAACGUCCAUCCAUAGCAGCAGGGGCAACCACGGCAUCCCUGCCUCUGUACAGUAGCCCCGCCUCCUCCCUCUUAGCCCCUUCCUCCUUUUCCAAAGUGACUGACCUUGACUCAACCCCCCCUUCCACACCCUUCCUACCUCUUCCACUUAACUGUGAUGAUAUAAGCUACUUUGGAACAGCUGCCCCACUCCUACCCCACCCCAACACACACAGACACACACACACUUUUCCCUACCCCUCGCCCCACCCCAAAUUCUCAAUUCUUAGCCCGGGGAUAAGAUACAGUCGUGGGCGAGCAAUAGAGAGAGCGAGAGAGGGAGGGCGAGAUGCAGGGAGAGAAACAGAAAGAAGAGGCAUGAUAAGAAGACAAAGACAGAGGGCAGCAGAGCAUGAAGAUAAAAGACAAAAAAGAAGGAGCGGGGGAGAGCGAGAGGGCAUGAGGAAGAGAAAUGAAAAGGGGAGUUGAAAGCGGGGAGGAGGAGGAGAGGGAGGAGGAAGAGGAGCGAGGGUAAUUAGGGCUGUUUCCUGAUUAAGAGCUCAGUGGAGGGGGAGGCCCCCGGAGGAGGUACGGAGCGGGCUCUGUGGGAACGGCAGCCAGGAGCACUGAUACCACACAAUCGAUUCAUUAGCCAGACAGUGGAAGCCUUAAUGAGGCUGACGCCGCAGCCUGCUCUCCCCGGCGAGAGGUGGCGGGAGCUGGGAAACGCCGGCGCUCUUAGACGGCGGAG
This is a messenger RNA of Lampris incognitus (smalleye Pacific opah), 3654 nucleotides long. It is a transcript of the gene tle2b, whose product is annotated as TLE family member 2, transcriptional corepressor b. Gene Ontology annotation, cellular component: transcription regulator complex; nucleus. NCBI's taxonomy places the organism in Eukaryota, Metazoa, Chordata, Actinopteri, Lampriformes, Lampridae. The record is from RefSeq and is a predicted model, not a curated record. Gene Ontology annotation, molecular function: transcription corepressor activity; protein binding. Gene Ontology annotation, biological process: negative regulation of canonical Wnt signaling pathway; regulation of DNA-templated transcription.